GCAUGCAAUCGAACCGAUUCGUUGUGUCUGGAGCGGGAAUUUACAAAGCGCGUAUUAAUAGCAUACCUUUCAAAUUUGUGACUGUGUGUCAUAACGAAUACAGUGUAUGUGUGCGAGCGAAAGAGAGAGAAAGAGAGCGAGCAUACAAUGCCAGCUAACAAGCGUGAACAACAUUAGCGCUCAGUUGAAUGCUGAUCUUGUCAUCAGAUUCUAUUGUAAACAACAGCAGCAGCAGCAGCAGCAGCUGAGAGAGCAUCAACUGCAUCAAGCUGCAAAAUGUCAACCACAACUAUAACAACAACAGCGACAGCGACGCGAGCAUCUUCAGCAGCAGCAGCAGCGGCAGCUUCUUCAUCGACUGCAACGCCCCCGCUCGCUGCUGCGAACAGCGUACGAUCGGCCGACUGUCGUAAAUUCUCACCAAAUAUAUUCAACAAGAGCAAAUGCACCCACUGUUUUCGUCAACGAGAGGAGCACAGCGCUGCCGCAUUGGAAUGCAAUAAGGCUACACGCAAAAUCUCCAAAUGCGGCUAUUUGUUUGUAGCUCCCGAUUGGGAUUUUACGAAUCCCUUAUACAAGACAAAGCGCUGGCAAAGACGAUGGUUUGUGCUUUAUGAUGAUGGCGAACUAACCUACUCGGUGGAUGAUUUUCCCGAGACGAUACCGCAAGCCUGCAUUGAUAUGACCAAAGUGCUGGAGGUGAGCAGCGCGGAGGAGGUGACUGGCCAUACCAAUUCGAUUGCCAUAACAGCGCCGGAUCGCGUCACAUUCGUCAAGAGCAUUAGCGCCGAGGAGUCCCAAUGGUGGUUCAACGUCUGGUCGCCGUUCCCCAAGUCCAGAGCGCGUCACAAUCGCAGUGCCACAUUGCCGGGCGGUCAUAUCAGCGGCACGCGCCAAAGCGCCAAAACCAAUAUGGCCAUUAAGCUGGAGAAUCGCCAUAGCUCCUACCACAAGGACACCCAAGCCACUGCCAAUCUGCUGGUGAAUCUGAGCACUCGCAGCGCGCCCAACAGCACCAGCAGCAGCAGCUCCACGGGCAACACAACAACCAAUGAUGAGGAAGACGAUGGCGUCGAAACCGGCGAAGAUGAUGAGGACGAGGAUGAAAACGAAGCGGAUGUUGUACCCCAGACUCAUAUAAGAAGAUCAAAGCUAAAUACGUCAUUGAAGGCCCAGGACGAGAACAAUCGCAAUGCGGGCAAUGAAAAUACAACUGCAGUGGCGCAAGCGAAGGACUGUCUGCUGAUCGAGGAUCUGCGACACGAUGAGAAGACGAUCAAGGAUAUUGCCAAUACGAUAACGAAUCUCAGUCAACAGCAGAACAAGCGCUGGAGUACGGCUGUUAACAAUGCUCAAAACAAUCAACAGCUUUAUCAAUACCAAAUAUCACGGGAUGAGACCGAUUUCAAGUCCAAGUCCAGCCACUGCAAAGCGUUGGGUGAGCAGCUAACGGUUAAUCAGCGACCCACUUCAUUGCCACUGGCGGCCAACUCGACGCCAGCGAUUGUGUCUGCAAUUGUUAAGAAAAUACCCACGGUGCUGGUGUCGCAACAACAACAACAACAACAACAACAACAACAGCAGCAGCAGAAGCAGCAACAACAACAACUGGAUAGCCUGAAGAGCGGCAAGCAGGCAAAGCCUAAGAAGGAUUUCCAGCAUGAGCGCGGCGAUCCUGAUGGCGGCUGCAAUCUGGACGAGCUCUGCGCCAACUACAUGGCCAAGUCAGACGAACUGCGAGCCGUGAGCAAAGCCAGCAAAUGCGGCGUUGUGCCCAGCAAGCCGCCAAGCAAGGACAUUGAGGACUUUAAUGCCAAAAAGGGCUGGCUCAUGAAGCUAGACAACCGCACUGGUGAGUGGAGCAAGCACUGGUUCACGCUCAGCGGCGCCGCGCUCUUCUAUUAUAGAGAUCCGCUCUGCGAGGAGCGCGGCGUGCUCGACGGCGUGCUGGACAUCAAUAGUCUGCUGAAUGUGCUGGAGGAGCCCAGCGCCAGCAAGCAGCACGCCUUCCAGCUGGUCACCUGGGACAAGCAGUGCCUCUUCCUGGCCAGCCUCUCGCCCAAUUCGCGCAAGAGCUGGAUGGCCGUGCUGCGCAGUGCGGCGGGUCUGCCGCAGCAGCUGGAGACGCCAACGACCACGCUGCUCAUCAAGCAGAGCGACAUCGAACAGGACUUCAUCAAGGCUCAGCUCCAGCCAUACGCAUUCAGCUCCAGUCAGUCCAGUCCGGCCACGCCCAGCACGCCAGCCAAUGCCACGCACUUCUCAUCCGACGAGGAAUAUCGCACUGCCUCCGAGGGCGGACGUCGCUACAGUCUGGACUGGGGCUCACCCUUGUCGCCAACACCUUUGUUAACCAAGACUGUCAAUGCGCCCAGCCUAAGCAAUCUGCAGCGUCAUGGGGAUAAAAUGAAGCGCAUGGACUCGCUAAGCGAUCUGACGACCAUCAGCGACAUUGAUCCCUAUUGCCUGCAGCGCGACUCUCUGGCCGAGGAGUACAAUGAGCUGCGCACGCGCUUCGACAAGGCGGUGAACGAGAUACGCGCGAUGAAGCGCGAGCUGAAGCAGUCGCAGAAUCAAUACGAUGCACUGGAGCUGACGCAGGCAUCGCUGAAGCAGAAGCUCGAUCGCAGCCAAAUGGAGAAUGGAGCGCAGCUGCAGCUGAUGGCGGCGCGCAUACAGGAUCUGACCAUCAAGUACAGCAGCUCGGAGCGACAGGUGCGUGCGCUGAAGCAGAAGCUGGCCAAGUCGGAGCGUCGGCGCUCGCUGUCGCUCAAGGGCAAAGAGCAGCUGGAGAAGCGGCUGGACAUGCUGGAGCGCGAGCAUGGCAAGCAGCUGGAGUGCCUCAAGGAAGUCUAUCGCCAUGAGCACGCCAAUGUGAGCGAUGAGCACAGCUUUCCACUGCGCUAUCAGCAGGAGAUCGAACAGCUGCGAACUUUAUGCGAAAAGGGACUCACUGCUAUGGAGAACUCGCAUCGACGCAUGAUCAGCGAUCUGGAGCAAAAGCACAAGCUGGAAAUGGAACGUCUGCUGGCGGAGAAGGAAACUGCGUUGGCGGAGGAGACACAGGCUACGCUUGCUGCACUGGAUGCCAUGCGUCGAGCUCACCAGAACGAGGUGCAACGUGAGGUGUCGCACUUUAAGUCGGAGUUUCUGCAUCAAAUGCAGCGCGGUGAACUCAUCCAAGGCGAUGGCGCCAAGCUCAAGGAAAUUUGCAGUGAGGAGCUCGAGGAGUUACGUCUGGAGAUUCUAUCCUUUUCCGAAAAGUAUUCGAUCAAAUGUGUGGAAAAUGCAGCGCUCAUGGAGCAACUAAAUAUGGCAAAUGGCAAACUGAGGCACCUGCGGCACAUGCAACAACUGGAGCUGAGAAGCAAACAAUUUCGCGCUCAUUUGGCAUCGGAUGAUCCGGAGAGUGAUGAGCAGUUUGUGCAAUGCCUAACAUCGAGCUCCAAUCCGGAUGUUGCCUGCGAGGAUAGUGAGGUAUGAAAGGCAGCUCUACCAUUGGCAAGAACCUAAGAGAACUCACGCCAAGAACAACAACCACAACAUCAACAACAAGAACAACAA
Messenger RNA from Drosophila busckii, 3564 nucleotides. It is a transcript of the gene osp, whose product is annotated as protein outspread. Gene Ontology annotation, cellular component: actin cytoskeleton. Gene Ontology annotation, molecular function: actin filament binding. Gene Ontology annotation, biological process: actin filament organization. Lineage: Eukaryota; Metazoa; Arthropoda; Insecta; Diptera; Drosophilidae. The record is from RefSeq and is a predicted model, not a curated record.